Manduca sexta (tobacco hornworm) is the source of this 8444-nucleotide messenger RNA. It is a transcript of the gene wash, whose product is annotated as WASH complex subunit 1. The record is from RefSeq and is a predicted model, not a curated record. Gene Ontology annotation, cellular component: recycling endosome; WASH complex; early endosome. The coding region runs from base 166 to 1503 and encodes 445 amino acids. Lineage: Eukaryota; Metazoa; Arthropoda; Insecta; Lepidoptera; Sphingidae. Gene Ontology annotation, biological process: retrograde transport, endosome to Golgi; endocytic recycling; Arp2/3 complex-mediated actin nucleation. Gene Ontology annotation, molecular function: alpha-tubulin binding; gamma-tubulin binding; actin binding. The transcript is spliced from 6 exons.
AUCGUUUUACCCCUUUGUAGUAAUUGCAUAUUGUGUAGACUAAGCUUGUGUUGACUGUCCUAUCAAAUUUGUUUUCGACAGUUUGAUUAUAGUGAAGUUGGCGUUUCUGGGAAUACUCCGAUUCGUAGUAUUCUUUCUGUUUUAUGAAUUAAUUUAUGCGCAUGAAUGGUAAAAAUGGAGGGACUUUAUAAGAUAAAUAUAGUAUCGAGUGAUUUGAGCACAGAAGAAACUAUUCUACAAAUAGCAGACACGCUUGACAACCUUAACGGGGUAGUUGAUGAUGUGUUUUAUCGACUAAUGUGCAGAAUCAAUCAGAACAUGGACAAAACUGCUAAAUUAAAAGAUAGGAUGGAAAUUGCCAAAACUAAAGUUGACAAGUUAACUGGUUUGCAAAAGGCGAUAAAAGUAUUUUCGAGUGCAAAAUACCCAGCUUCCAUAACGCAAGAAAAUUAUGAAUCAGUAUUUGGUUUCGAAGGGUAUAAGUACAAACCUAAAAAAGUGACGCUGAGUGGAAAAGCUCAGGGGCUGCUUUCUGAUAAAGGAAUACAGGAAAAACUUCAUUUCUACCACGUGAAAGUCGCGGAUACUGCGAACCCGAAACCAAAACAGGACUAUAGACUAAACGCUGUGAUUGACAACAUAGAAACUGUCGGGGAAUUGCUUAUUUUUAACACUGAUGAAAGUCCUUAUCUCGGUACAUCCAAUAAGUUAUCGACUUAUGUACCAACAGUGAAAACAAACAUCGAAAACACAAGUUUAUUAGAAGCAGCUCCCUAUUCAAUAAUGAAAAAAGAUGUGAUGAAACGUGAAGUCGAUGAAUACAUGUACGCGCCUGGAAUGGGAAUGGUGCCGGAACUUGAUAUGCCGCUUGAUCUGCCGCAUUUGCCGGGAGUAGCUGGAGAUGUCCAAUUUUUGAUUAACAACGAAGGGUCUAUUGCACCAUCUGUAGUGACAUCACCUGUAACCCCAGCCGUUUCUUUACCUGAGUCUGAGCUGCCGGAUCUUCAGGAGUUACCAAAUGUUAACUCGGAAAUAGUGAUUUCUUUGGUUGACGCUCCUGACGCGCCUCCACCGCCGCCGACGAGUGCACAAGCACUACUGCUUCCGCCUCCGCCGCCACCACCGCCUCCACCUCCUCCACCGGCGCCUUUAGAACUUACAACUACACACAUGAAACGCGAAGAGAACCCAUCGGUGUCGGCGCCUCCGCCAGUAACAGGCGACGCACACGCUGAUCUCAUGGCAGCGAUCAGGAGAGCCGGUGGGGCAGGCCGGGCCAAGCUCCGGUCGGCUGUGGACACUGAUGCGGCAAAGGGCUCGAAAGCUGCUCCAACUGGUGACUUAAUGGCGGACUUGCAUGCCAAGCUGUCGAUGCGCCGUCGCGGGAUAUCUGGCGCCGAGCGGGCCGGCGGCGGGUCCGUGCUCCACACGCUGGCGAGUGUCAUCCCGGAGCCUGCAGACUCCUCGCCACAGCGCUCCUCCUCCGACGACGACUGGGAGUGAAACUGGCAAUGGUUAUCAAACACGUAACGUAACGCCCGCCCAUUCGGUUCUAUCAUAACAUUACAAGAAUAUUCGUAUGUUAUAUAAUGUUUAUUUAGAAAAUUUUAGCUACGGAAAGGUAAUGUGUACAAGUAUCUAUAAUAUUUAUAAUAUUGCUUAUAUAUAAAUAUGAUUAUUCUUAAAUGUUUAUAUGAAUAUCUCUCUGAUGUAACUGAUGGACGAGAUGAGCAUGUCGCUGUCUUAUUCUGGCUGUGCUUUUGGCUCUCUUUGAACCAUGCUGCACCGCACUGCAUUACAGUCGAUCCAAUGAGAAGAUUUAUUUAAGUUUCCAAACGCCUGAGAAUUUCAUUUGGUCACUAAUAUACCCUCGGUGACGUGAUAGGUAUUAAAUUGGCUGUGAAACGAAAUGCCACAUGUUCGAUCCAUCCAGAAACAAAUAUUAAAUUCGGAUUUGGGUUUUGUAGAUCGAAUGUCCUUCGUAGUUCCUAAUACCCAUAACUUAAAACUUGUAUUCUAAUGUGGGUUUUAGAUUAUGCGUGUAGCUGAUAGCCUGAUACCCGUAUUCAAUUAACAUUAAAUCGGAAUACUUAACAAAAACUUGCUUUGCUACUAUUCGGACAGGAAAAAAAGACAAAGCAAGACUUACUAAUAUUUAUUCAAUCAUUAUUUUUGUCGGACACGUCGAAUAUCUUCACCCUAAUUUGUAAAGUCAAAAUGCUUUAAAGAUAGAUGACCACGAUAGUAAACUCGUUUGAUCCGAACUUUAACAGAAAUACUUAUUUUUUUAUGAUUCACGAUAAUUCCGUAUUAAUGUUGUUCAGUGGCAGCAAUGUGAGAUUAGUGAGCUAAACUGAUAGGAAAAGAUUUAUUCUGCGCGGAUAAUUACAGGACAGUGGAUUUUCCUGGUACACCUGGUGCCUCGUGCAAGUUCUCGGUAAGAACAUAUUAAUUUGUUCUCCGAAACGGUCUGUAUUGAUUGUUGCUUAAAGCCACAUAAGGUAAAUGUCCCUAACGCGCCAAGUUCAGAUCGUGUGGGACUUUUUUGUGACUACUUAAUCUUCAUACCUUCUAAGAAAGAUAGGUGUUAUUUAAAGUCGAUUAGCCGCUAAAUAUGCCGGCCGUUUCUUAGAACAGUAUAUUUAAUCGAAAUUUUGUUAACAAAGACCUUGUUAAAGAUAAGUAAAUAAAUUAAAUUAUAAUUACACUCAACAGCCGGACAUAUAGUCCUGACCCUAUAUUAUUAUAUAUACUCUAUGACGAGGUUAUAUGGGUUUUCAAAAUUACUGACGUUUCUAGAAGGAAUUACGAUCCUUUGGAUUUUUCUUGUUUAAAUAGGCCCGAAACAAAUGUUUGCGAAUAGAACGAAUAGUUAAGUGCGGAUUUUACAUGUGCGGCUCGUCCCUGAACAGCUGGUUUAUGGCCAUAGGGGGCCCCCUGUGCUACCUCGAGGGGCAGUAAUUAUUAUACUUAGUUUUUUUAUAAUAUCAUUACAUAAAUUGCAUUUAAUUAAAACAGAUCUUUAUAGUUAAAAAGAAAUGGCAAAAUAGAGAGAGACUGUUUAAUAAUUAUUUUCUGAAGCUAUAAAAAAAAAAGUUGUAAUAAAUAAGGCCGAUAUUGAUAUCCUUUUUUCUCAAACGGUCUGUUGGUCCUGAUCCUCUUUUUACGUAAGGGUCACUAAAGCAAUAUAAGACAUCUAUUAACAAGUCUAACUACAUGGAUGAUAUACACGCAGCUAUAAUAAGAUAUCAGUGUGAAUUAUUAUGAAAUGGACAGUGUAAACAUAAAUAAGCAUGGAAAUACUUAAUUCCGGGCGGCCUGUAAUGUGCGUUUCUCAAAAAGCAGUUUCUAUUUUCAAAUCGGAAGGGGCCUUGUUCCGUGAGGUUAUUACGAUAAUCGCAUUUCUUACUAGCGGCUAUCUCGCUUUCGUUUCUCGGAAGGCGCGCGGCGCGGCGCUGCGCGUGUACGGGCGCGACUCGCGGACGGAGCGGCGCGGCGGCAUUACCAGCCUCAACUCGCAAACUAUCAACUGGUUAUUCCGAUUAGCAUUUCAAGAAUUGAGAGAAAAAGUAAAACGUGAUUAAUAAAACCCCCCAGAUCCGUUUCAACCCACGGAAGCCGACUACUGUUAACUUAAUAAAACAUUAAUGCUGUAUAAAAUAUUCCACAAAUUCUAAGAAUUAGUAAUACGAUGUUCUCAGAUCUGAGUAGUUAUUGCUUAUUUAGUUAGUAAAGUAGUUAUUUGAAGCAGUCUUGUGUGGAACGGAGUCUAGAAUAUAAAACAUUAUGUGCUAGUUACAAACAUUGUGAUGGCGACUUCCCCUCACUGUCGGUUGAUAAGUGAGGUUCAAAUUAAUACAGCAGAACGUUAAUAAGCUUAGUUAUCUUUAUCUGCAUAUAUCUAGUAAUGUUAUUAUAUGCAUAUAUUUUACGAGAUUCUUUGUAGUUUAUUAUUGCUGUUUACAUCAAUUUGACUGUGUUAGAUAUGAAAAUACAUAUGUGGAACGAACCUGUAAAUUAUAAAUAAAAUACAUGGAGAUUAAGACUUCAUUCCUAAUCGAUUAUAAUAAUAUUCCUAAAGUUUAAAUUAAACUUAAUUCAGGCUGUAUAGUUUUGGGUACUUGGUCAGAAUCCACAGACCCACAUUGGUUGAUAUUUACAAAACAUUUUUAAAAGUUCAUCUAUAAUGAGAUUAUAUGGUUUUAUAAAACCGCUUGCAAACGGCACACAUAAUACUAUGUUUACGUCACGCAUGUCGAUUCGGAGUGCGUCACUAUUACGUACCGCGCCAGAUUUAGUAACCGAAUUUAUACAAAUAGCACAUGGAAAUAUAUACAUUAGCACUCUCCUUCCUAUGCAAAUAUUAUUGCAUUCAAUUUAUUCAUCUAAGCGUUAUCGUUAACUAUACUUACGUUUAUAAAAUUUUCUUCAACAUUUUUAUAAAUAUUAAAUAUUAUGUAGCAAUUACCCAUAUGCAAUGCGUUUCUGGCGUUAAUAUAACAAUAUUAAAUUUGUCGUCUUCUACAGUAAAUCGUGGAAUGCACAUACUACUAAAAACAAUACUUGUUCAGAUUUAGCAGGUUCGUGUUUAUAGAAUAUGGCACAAUCAAUUCGUUUAACCACGGCGUUUGAUCAUUGACAUUCAUGCAAACCGAUUAAGUGUUACUAGCAAGGCUUUAUACUACUAAAUAGCAUAGACGCGCGGUUUAGUAGCUCUAUAACGUUACAAAUGUGUUAUGUAAUUUGCAAACAUCCAAUUUUUCUAUUGGCCCUUUCUUAAGAAUGUUUUUUAUAGUAAUAAAUAAGAAUAUAUGAACAUUACUUAUGCUUCAAGCUUUUCACGCGAAAAAUAUGCCAUGUUUUAAAGCACGUUAUUAAAUAAAUAAAUAGUAAAUUUAAUGCAUGCUAAACCGAGUUUGCGGGAUAUACGAAUGUGUAUAACUAUAACAGGUAAAACCAUGCCGAGUAUUGUUUAUAUUAAUGUUAAAUUGAUAAAUCUUGCGAUGUUUAUUUACAAAUAUAAAUUAUAAUUAUAUGUACCUACAUGUCCUAAUCAAUUUAAUACAUAAUUAUACGUAUUGGGCGCUUUAGUGAAUCACAACAACGAGUUAUUGAUAUACGUUUAAAUAAAACUUAAACCAACGUCUAAAAUACAGGAUAUAAAAAUUUUAAGUUUAUAUUUUUUGUAAAUAACUGUUUACACUAAUAUCAACGUUAUGAGGUAAUAUUCGCGUGUCCAAUACUAAUGCGACACCAACACGUGACAGGGUUUUGGAAUGAACGAAUUAGGUAAAUUGUAGGCGGUGGGCUCCUUUUUAUUUCGACUCGUAGCACAUUUGUAUGCCGCGCGGCGGCCACAUGCGGCGGACAGUUAAGUUCCGAUGAGUAGCUGUAAGCCGCGUUGCAUUAGUCUAUGCGCUUGGAUUAGGGACAUGUCCGCCUUGGCUAAGAUUCCCCCUCACAACGUUACGACGAAUUUAAAACUAUACAUAAACAAGUAGGUUUCUCGAUACUUAAUACAUUUAUAAAUUAUUUAAAUUUUAUUAAGUAUAAAAUAACAAAACUUUAUAUACAUUUUUAACGUUAUUAUUAUGUCCGUCGGUGUGUGUACAGCCUUAUCACGCUAUUAAUGUUCAAACUUCAAGUAAACUUUAGCUAUUUUCGUUGAAUAUGUAAAUGCAAAUUUAAAAUACUUGUAUAUUAGUCAUUGCUAUAGGGUAUAAAUGUUCUAAGUGUUAAUUUGACGGUUGAAACUGUAGCAAUGUUUUACAAUUGUAAUAUGUACAUGAACGUGAACGUAUACAAAUUAUGUGUAUAACGUAGUAAAUUUAGCUAAAUAUUGUUAGGUUUGUUAUUUCGCGAUAGCUUAUCACGGAUUCACGACGCAAGUAUACAUCGCACCGCGUCGUAUGCGUGGUAAUGGUUCGUUACUUGUUAAUGGUUAUUAAAGUACACGUAUAGUGCGAAUAAUCAAUAUGUUAGUAAUUACGAGGUGUUGUACGAAUUUGUAUCUUAACAUUCUAGAAAUAAACCUCAUAUUACGGUUUAAGCAUACUCGACAGCAAAGAUUGUUUCAGUGAAUAAGCACUUUGCGUCUCGUAGGUAGUUUAUAAUUCAUACAAUAUAAUUCUAUGAACCGCAUCGUUGUGAGUGGCUUUUCUAUAAAUAAGUCAAGGGUGACAACUGACAACAUUGCGUUUGAUCGUUGUCUACCCUUGUGAGGUCGCGCAGUGUCAAUACGAUGCUGAACAGUCUGUUGGCCCCUGGGGAAAUGUGAAUGACGUAAUUUAAUUACAUUAUUGUUAUUAAGUAUACAUAUGUUAAAUUAAUAAGAAUUGUUUACAACUUUGAUAAAUUUAUUGUAAAGUUGUGAAGCGUUACGAAAUAUAUUAUCGCAGUUUCGCUUGCGUGCCGUGUUCUGCUUGAGUAAAUAUUGACGCGAAGCACACACGCGUCGGCGCGUCCUCACCUGCGGGACGUCGCGUCUCCACGAACUUGUCUAUUUAUCAAUGUUGAUAAAUAUUGUGACAAAACGCAUUGUUGAUUAUACAAGUCACUGAUACGACACAACUCACAACUUCACGUCUUGCAGCGCGAGGUGUGAUGUCACUCGGUACGCGUCACUCCCUUUAUUUGUCGACACAUAAAAAUUAGUUCCAUGCACGUUUAAAAUAAUCUCAGAAGCCGGGUCUUGCCUUAUUUACGCCAGACCUCAAAAAGCUUUUUCCUAUAAUUUAAAUAAUAGACACAUAAGAAUGGAAUUAACGUUUACCGCGAAGAAAUCGAUUCCCAGUAAUCUUUUGCGUUUUAGGCAAAAUUGUGCAAUCACGCGAAUGGUAAUGAUGAUACGUCUAUUGCAGCUAGUUUAAUAUGUUGUUUGUUAGCACGGCUACCCGGUGCGGUUAUUGAUUACUCUGUGCCCCACUGUAGAACAUAUUAUUACGCUAUAAAAGUUAUACAGAUACAAAAGGCACUCCAUGUUAUAUUUUUUAAGAGCUCUUCAUCUAUAAUUUGUUUUUCCCGAACUGAUUUAAUAGUAUGUUAAACAUUUCUUUUCGAAUAUUACACAAAAUCGAUCCUAUAUUUGUUUAAAAUUAUAUGUUUUUAUACGUCUUUCUAAGUAUUUGUAAGGAAAUACGAAUUAUACCUACGUAUUGUGUGGUCGUGCUUUUCCACUGUUUAUUGUGAAAGCUAAUAUCGUUGCGGCAUCAUAUCCUGUAUGCAGUACAUUUUAUAAACAAACUUUUUACUAUAUUUUGGGUUUGGGGCCUUCACCGAUAAAAGUGAUUAAUCUGUUUUGUUGUUUUUUCUUUAUCUCAAAUAAUUUAAAGUCAAAAAGAUAAAGCAUCGAUUAAAAUGGUAACUUAUUGCCAAAGCUUUCGAAUUUUGAAUUGAAUGCUCUUUCACUAAUAUGAACUCCAUAAAAUGUACUGUAUAUAGGCCCUUUCUUAUUGUUCCAUUUUUAUCAAACUGAUGCCGAAACGCUUGGUUGUAGUCAAGUUUAGUGUCUGUUAUAAAUUUCGUGUUACUGGGUCCAUAGGUACUUCUUUUGGAUUUGUAUAUGACGUACCACUUAGCGAACCGUGUUACGUAUUUUGCAUUGGGCUUUGGGUGAGUUGCCAGGACGUUAAUCUUAAAAAAUCAAUGCAGAAAGAGUAACAAAAGGCAAUAAUAAUAUCUUAUGACAAGCACAGUACUUAAAUUGUGUAACUAAGUAUUUGAUUUUUUCGUCAGCCAUAAAAUACGAUAAUCACGAACUCUCCGAAAUUAAUUUCUUUAGACUCGUAUUCACGCUCAGGUGGGAGUGGCUCUGACUUUCCGUUAAUUAGUGAGAUAAGUAUGUAAUAAAGUUCGCUAAGUUGGAUUUACUAGAGCGUUUGUAAUCUGAGUUAGUUAGCACGCUAAUAAAUAAGAUCAAAUUUAUUAAAAUUAUGUUGAUAUUAUAAUGUUUAAUUAAAUUGUGUACAUAGCUAUUAGUGUAGACAUUUUAUUUGUAUAUAGAUUUAAUUUAAGUAAAUAUUAAUUAGGAAUACUUGCCUUCAUGAAUUUUAUUAUAAGUUUUCGACUGAUUGAUUUAUACGAUCUACAUGUUUUAACAGCAAUGUUUCACACUCCGUGCAUUUUUUAAGUCAAUGUAAGUUUUAUAACUGUAUGUAGGUUCAACAAACAGUAGUCAAAUGUGUUUGUAAGUCAUUAAUUUAUUUGCAGCAAAUGAAUUUGUAGUAGCAUGUUAUUAGUAUAAUAAGAUUUUUUUCUCAAUAAAGCUCUGAAACCACUAAUCUGUCGGAUAGUUUUAUACAGUGUAAAUAAUGCCGAGUUUGCUGUUUUGAUCGUACCUAUCAUUUCGUCUCAUGUCCGGAUGCAUACAUUGAUGUAUGAAUAAAUUUUAAAUGUUACAUGUUUGGUAUAACGUGGUCAUUAAUAAAAAUGAAAUUUAAAUAUUA